ACUCAUUCACUUUGCCACAGUAAAUACAACGCUUGAAACUGGUUGCAAAUAUCUCGAAAUCUAAUGUGGACAUUAUGAUCAUUUCUGUUGGCGCGGAGCAUUCUUCCAUGCGGGCUGCUAUUCAACUUCUCUGCCAUGAGUCCGGUGACCCUGAUAUUAUGGCAAAUAGACACUCGUAUCUUCAUCGCAAGCACUCAAAACAUCAGCUGACUGGUGCACUAGAAUAUAUUUUAGUCAACGGAACAUCGUCUUUAUGGCAUAUUUCCCCCUGAAAGCCUACAACCAUAGCAACUUCAAUGCAGGAAUGCCUCCCUUCCAUGCACCAUGUCAUUCAAUCCCAUUAGGCUAUUAGUCACAGGAGACUCGGUCAAAUUGUGCUCUUCGUGAGUUGUACGUAAAUCACUUGGGUCAUGGAACUUGCCGAU
Messenger RNA from Serpula lacrymans var. lacrymans S7.9, 425 nucleotides. RefSeq lists its product as uncharacterized. NCBI's taxonomy places the organism in Eukaryota, Fungi, Basidiomycota, Agaricomycetes, Boletales, Serpulaceae. The record is from RefSeq and is a predicted model, not a curated record. Bases 75 to 272 code for a protein of 65 amino acids. The transcript is spliced from 3 exons.